AUGGAGGCUCAGUCUCGCAGCAGCCAUUGAAGGGGAAGGAACUGCGGGCGCGCGCGUGUCUGUCUCUCUGUGUGAAAGUGUGUGCGUGCCCGAGUGUGCGCGCGCGGGUGUGUGGACCAGGAGGUGGGGGCAGCCGAGUUAGUCCUAAGUCGUCGGACUCCAUUUGCUAUUCUUUUCUUUCUCUCCCACACCCGUGUGGUAGUGGGCGUUCGUCUUUGCGUCUCUUUUCAUUCAUCUCCAGACCUUUAGAGGUUUUUUAGGGUUGGGGGUAGUGGGGAGGGCGAGGGGAAAGGAGGAGGACAUGGAGAUGAAGAAGAAGAUUAACAUGGAGUUGAAGAACAGAGCCCCGGAGGAGGUGACCGAGUUAGUCCUUGACAAUUGCUUGUGUGUCAAUGGGGAAAUCGAGGGCUUGAAUGACACCUUUAAAGAACUGGAGUUCCUUAGCAUGGCCAACGUGGAGCUAAGCUCCUUGGCCCGCCUCCCCAGCCUGAAGAAACUGCGGAAGUUGGAACUUAGUGACAAUAUAAUUUCUGGAGGCCUGGAAGUCCUGGCAGAGAAAUGUCCAAAUCUUACCUACCUCAAUCUGAGUGGAAACAAAAUUAAAGAUCUCAGCACAGUAGAAGCGCUGCAAAAUCUUAAAAAUUUGAAAAGUCUCGACUUGUUUAACUGUGAGAUCACAAACCUGGAAGAUUACAGAGAAAGUAUUUUUGAACUGCUACAACAAAUCACGUACCUGGACGGGUUCGACCAGGAGGACAACGAAGCACCGGACUCGGAGGAGGAGGAGGAGGACGACGAUGAGGAUGGAGAUGAAGAUGAGGAAGAUGAGGACGAGGAUGAAGCUGGCCCGCCUGCAGGAUACGAGGAGGAGGAAGAUGAGGAUGAGGGUGACGCUGGUUCAGAAGUGGGAGAGGGAGAAGAGGAGGUGGGCCUCUCAUACUUAAUGAAAGAAGAAAUCCAGGAUGAAGAAGAUGAUGAUGAUUACGUUGACGAAGGGGAGGAAGAGGAAGAAGAGGAGGAAGAGGGUCUUCGGGGAGAGAAAAGAAAGCGAGAGGCUGAGGCCGAUGUGGAGGAGGACGACGAUUAGACCCUCCAGGAAGAGGCCGCCUGCCUGACGCUCCUGGGCGCACAGGAGAGUGGUCACAUCCUCGGUUUCUUUAUGUAUGAUAGCUGUCCCAGUAGGAGAUGAUGUGUAACUUUUUAUAGGAGAAGUGUGGUUUUACUAUUCUGGCCUUACCAUUCCGGUUAAGAUUUGCUAGUCUGUUAAUCAUAAUGUACUUAGAAAAGAAUUCUCAUUCAUUUUCCCAUAGUGAAAUUCUCUAGCAUUGUAUUUAGAUUCUGGAUUUUUAUAAUUCAUGCUUAAUGUAUUAGACAUUUGUAGCCCAUAAUUAAAACAUGGUUGCUUUUACACAGGUGUAGUUUGGUGCAUUUCAUUCAUAAUGUUUUAAAGUUAUUUAUAAAUUAACAAAUUACACUCAGCUGUAAUAUGAAAUGGCAGUAGUCUUGAGUGAUAAAGCUGGUUGUUUGUUUGUUUUUUUUAGAGGUAUCAUUUUUUGAAGGCAGUUUUUUUGGGGUGGGGUGAGGGCAUCUGAGGCUUUCCUGUCACAGUUUGGAAAGUGGAAGCACAGUGAGAGGGUUCUCUUCAGGAGGCAGGUCAGGGACUCCGUUCUGCUCAGUGAUACUGAUCAAGGCUCUUAAGGAGCCUGUUGUUUUCUAAGUCCAGACUUGUAGUGGAACCGUCUGCGGGGGUGACCGUGCCAGUGGGGGUGCGUUCCCUCCCAGCUGCUCCUCUUCUGUCACCUCCAUUGCUUCAUUCCUGUCCCCAUCCAAAAGAAAUCUGGCUAAGCUGUAGAUACCCCAGAGACGUCAUCUGCACCUCAGCCAUCUGUCGUGGUUUCAAACAAGUGAAGUGAAAGAGAUGGAGUAUUUGUUAAGCUACAGUAAUGAGCACUUCAUGUUCGGAGACAGGCUUUGUUGAUGACAUGAGGCUGUGUUAGAUAAAGCAGUAGCAUCCUCUCUCAGAUCAGACUGAUUGCCAACUGAUAACUAAUAACACAUUCAGGUCUAAUUUCUAAGUUUUCCUAGGUGAUUGGGAUACCAACGCUGUGAAGUAUUUAUUAUAUUUCUGAGUGCAACAUUUAAUUCUUCUCUCUGUGGUUUGAAAGCGUGAUCAGACAUAGCAUUUGAUUGGAAUAUAGUAGCACUAUAUUCCAAUAUAUAGGAGACUGUUUGAAAAUCAAUCUUGAAGUUGGUAUUUAUUUCAAGUGGAUGUCUGAAAAAUAGAAAAAGCAUUUGGGGUAUGGGCAUGUGUGUGCUGUCUCAUGGCUACUGAACAAACAAGAGUAGGGCCUUUGACCCUUUGUCCCGGAAGCUCCGAUUUUAAGGCACUUGCUUUUUAAAUCAUAGUUUCUAAUUUUUGUUUUCCUUUUGUUUUAUGUAUCUAAGGUGGGUUUUCAUUUUGUUUUUUUUUUCUUUUUCUUUUUUUUAAACUUAGCAUCAACAAAAUGAUUUUGCCUCUCUUCUGGGACAUAUAAACAUUGCUCGUAAUAGUGGGGCUGCUGCUUUUUCAACUUAAGAUGUCUGACCUGGUGUUUUAAAAUAACAAGUAUGAACUUAUUUGUAGAGAAGCUAACAAAAGUUGCAUGCCUGACUGAAAUAAAUGUGUAAUGAGUUCAGUGCAAGCGCAGGGAUCUCCAAAGGACUGUUUCCUUAUUUCAGUAAUUGGAACUCCCUAAGAAUUCUCUUUGCAAACUAUGCCAGGUUCAAAAUAAAUGCUUAUUUUUAAAAAGGAAAUCUAUAUAUUGACUUUUUAAUCAAUCAUCUAUUGUGCAAUCAAAAUUAGAGUUCUUGAGUUUAAAAACAACACCUAGGGCCUCCAGAUUAACUAUUAAGACUUAUUUAGCUUUGUGGGUGGUAUUUUCAUGCAAAUAAGCAAGGGUGGGUUUUCUAUUCUGUAAAAGUUCUGGGCUCUGUUCUAACUCUGUACUGUGCUGUGUAUACAAUAUGUUAAGUCCUUAGAGACUUUGAAGUUAAUACUUUUGUGUAACUGUAUUUUGAAUAAAGCCACCACAGUGUUAAACACAAGGACGGGCAGUACUGAUCAUGUGUUUCUUCUGACUAUUUUGGUUUUUUUUUUCUUUACUGCUGUAACUUAAGUUUUGAAACUGCAUUGCUUUGAAUAAAUUGAAGCGUUAUUAAUAAUGA
Messenger RNA from Apodemus sylvaticus (European woodmouse), 3204 nucleotides. RefSeq names its product acidic nuclear phosphoprotein 32 family member E (gene Anp32e). Gene Ontology annotation, cellular component: nucleus. The record is from RefSeq and is a predicted model, not a curated record. Gene Ontology annotation, molecular function: histone binding; phosphatase inhibitor activity. The transcript has 7 exons. Lineage: Eukaryota; Metazoa; Chordata; Mammalia; Rodentia; Muridae. Bases 302 to 1087 code for a protein of 261 amino acids. Gene Ontology annotation, biological process: regulation of apoptotic process.